Molecule: messenger RNA, 2193 nt
Organism: Marmota monax (woodchuck)
Lineage: Eukaryota; Metazoa; Chordata; Mammalia; Rodentia; Sciuridae
Gene: Nrep
Product: neuronal regeneration related protein
Exons: 4
Coding region: 335-541 (68 amino acids)
Biological process (GO): axon regeneration; regulation of transforming growth factor beta receptor signaling pathway; regulation of neuron differentiation
Cellular component (GO): cytoplasm; nucleus
Source: RefSeq, a predicted model, not a curated record
GAGAGAUUGAUUUAGAAAAAGAGACACAAGGCACACUCUUGGAGAGAGCGCGCAAGGCAGGGAAACCUUCCCCUCCUUCUUUUCCAAGGCUGCACUUCUUGGAAGUGAAGCCGGUUUGGGUUGUUUCCCUUCCCCCUCCUCCUUCCUCUUCCUCCACCCCUUUCCCCUCCCCCUCCCCCCAGCUGUCUUUCUAGCAUGAUGCCCUUUUUCAUCCACAUUUGUGUUUCAGGUGUAGAGAGGAGAGAGAGUGAACAGGGAGCGGGGCUUUUGUCUGUUGGUCUCCCUGGACUGAAGAGAGGGAGCAUAGAAACCCAAGACUAUUAAGAUUCUCAAAAUGGUUUACUACCCAGAACUCUUUGUCUGGGUCAGUCAAGAACCAUUUCCAGGCAAGGAAAUGGAGGGAAGGCUUCCUAAGGGAAGACUUCCCGUCCCAAAGGAAGUGAACCGCAAGAAGAUCAAUGAGACCACCGCUGCCUCCCUGACUCCACUGGGCAGCGAUGAACUCCGCUCCCCAAGUAUCAGUUACCUCCACUCUUUUUAAUCGUAACACCUCCAUUUGUAUUACAUAUGGUGUAUGGGUAUUGAUGAGGUCAUGGUAUCAUAUAUGGGAUUUUUUUCUGUGUAAAUCAUCAAGUAUACGAAGAAACUAUGGGACUCUGAGCCUUGCUUUAGAGAAUUUACAGUGGACAAAUAGGUAUCAUCAAACCAGUUUUUAAUCAUUCUGACUCAAGUGAAAAUGCUCAGAAUUUCACACUGUGAAUCCACGUUUACAAUCCCCCUACAGGUGGGCCUUCAGGCCUGGUUCGCUACAACAGUGUCUUCCACAACUCAAACUCCCACUGCUCUCACACAACUGGUCCACUCCUGCCUUUUCACUCACACAGCUCCUGACUGCUUCUUGCAGAGGCUGAGAGUCCCCAUUUUUUUUUCAUUUAGAUGUAACAAGCCUAGUAGUUUAUGUUCAUCAAUUGUCUGUAUAUCUCUAUAUUUUAUCCAUGUACUCUUUUGAUGUAUAGAAGUAGUUUGAAACUCAUUGUUUCCUUGUGGUAAGUGACCGAGAUGCUGCCACAGGACCUGAGACACUGAUGAAUGGUGCUAUUUUGGACUUUCAACAUGCUCCUUGGCGAGGUAGCUCUGAUGGAGUUAUUUUUUAUUUCCAUGUUCUAAGAAGGUGUUGGUACUCUGUUUCCCUGAAUGUUGUUCUCUAGACUGGAUUGACUUGUUUUCCUUGUGUCUUCAGUGUGGCUUUCUUCCUCAGUGUUGUAGGUUGAGCGAAUGCUACCAAGAGUGUGAGAGACUGUCUCGAUGGCUGGCACUCAUGGAUAUGCAGUCAUGGUAGUGGGAGCAAUCACAAAACUGUAAUUUACUUACCAAAUCUCUUCCAAUCCGUAGCCUCGCCUGCCUGACUUACAGAAAGAAAAGCAAUAACUUUACAGGCAUUUUGAGAUGUCUCUUUGGAUUCUUUCUUUUUGACCAGAUAAUUUUUGCGGGGUGGGUGAGGGAUGGGGGUGGGUGGGAGUGGGAUGGGGGGAAAGGUCCACUCUUUAAAUAAAUGCCAUGUAAAAAGAAUCCAAAACACUGGCUUCUGUAGGAAUAUGAAAAUUACACCUUUCCCAAGAAUUAAGUUGAAAAACUGUAUUUACAAAGUAAUAAUAAUGAUGAUGAUAAAAGGCAGAGCAAUGUUUUUGGGCAGUUUUGACAAGCAAGGGUAGAUUUUACAUUUUUGUCCUUGCUCCCAGUGAAAUGAAUAAACAAAAAUAAAAUCAGAUAAUACCAUCUACUCAUGGAAUGUUGUUGUGUUAGCCAGUCUGAAAGCCCACCUUAAUUUUUAUAUAACUUUGUCUUUUAGCUCUUCCUUUGACAGGGCAGGCCUUGUUCUGAACUGUUCCGCUUCUGACUGUUAAACACCGAUGACGCAUGCGCUGCACUUCGUUCUCUUCUUGCGCCCCCAUUGGCCUGAGUUUCUUGUGCUUUACUCCCACCCCCCUCCUUUGUUAGAAUAGGUAUAUCAGCUGUGUAAAUAGAGCAAGAAAACAGUAUUCUGCAUCUGUGGCAUUUAUGUAGAGUUGCAGUUGUGUACUGCUGAAAAUGCAGGCUUUUGUAACAAUGUGAUCUUUACUGAUGCACUCAAAAGUACCCAAUGUAUUUUAGCUAUUUUAGUAGUAUUUGUUCAAUAAAUAUGCAAGCUGUAAA